CGCCUUUAAAGGAGGACUUUCGAUUACGUAUUUUAAAAAUCUUGAUUACGACAGGACGGAGAUGAAAACAAAGUGUUCAUAAACAAGCCAAAGCCUAGAUCUGUCUGAAGAAAACAAGUAUAGUAAAGUCGUCGUGGAGCACUGAUCUGAAACAAUCUUUUUAUCAUCUUUUCAGGUACUAUAAAUUGGGAAGAAAAUACAGAAGAGAGUUGUUGAUACAAUGAUAGGAAGAAUUGCCAGCCUACUUCUUGGCAAUACAACAAAUGAAGAUGUGAGUGAAAGCAGUGAUGUUGAGGAACUCUUUGAGUUUGAAGAGGGUGAAUGGGUCAUCAUCAACAUUCAAGGUGAGUCCAUCGACAAGGUCGGCCUCCUGGAGAACCUACUGAUUGAGCAUCCCAGCAUGUCCGUGUACAACUGGAGGAACCAGAGAAAUGAGGAGGAGGAACCGGGCUCUGAAGAGGAAGAUGAAGGUGCCCCCAGGCCUGCCCAAGUGGCACGUUCAAUUCCUUGGAGGCUGAUGGCAUGGGGUUAUAUACUGGAGAAGAACAGUCACCUGCGCCACGUCCAGAGAACCAGACUGUGGGCUCAGAGGAGGAAGCUGGGCCGCAGUCAUCUCCGCAGGCAGAAUCAGGCCAAGAAGCGCUAUUCACCAAAAGAGAAACACUAUGGCAACUUCAAACAACCCUGCCAGCGCAUCUAUAAUUACUGACAAAGUGCAGAACGCUUCAUUUAACUCAAAAGAUGUAACGGUACAGUCUCGUUCGAUAUACUGUAUAUACAUAUCUUCCUUCGAUAAUAUGUAUAUAUUUUAAACAAAAGUCACAAGCUACUGUAUGUUAUUGCUUUUAAUACACUGUAUCAAAGCAGUCUGUACGUAGCUUUCUUGGAUCUUAUUUGGAUUGAUACUAUACAUACUGUGUAGUUCAAGUCCAGAAACGGUUUUGUUACCACUGUAAUUACUGUAUAUCACAGGUGCUACAAGCUAAUUAAGACGUAAAACUGCCUUCAGUUAUUGAAGGUUUCAGCCUGGAGUCUGAUUAGCUCUUCUCAUGUCCUAUAAUUGGUAUAUUUUUAAAAAUAAAAGCAAAACUAUAUUCUGUUUGAUGUAGAAAGUAUCCCUGCGUUUGCACACUUAACCUGUUUUAUGGAAUUCCUUCUGAUGAAAAAAGAUGGCUUUUCCCUAUCGUAGGAGGUCUCGUAUAACAGGUUUUAUUAUUGCAGACCACUGCAACUGGCUGAACUUGUUACAAGGACAUUUUUCUCUUUAAGUAGCUUCUUAUUACAGGUGAAGAAGUGCAUAAUAUUUAUAAUAAUAACUUGGAACACCUUGCACUCCUUUUUUCCUGUGUACUUUCUCUAUAUUCAGUCAAAGUAAAAGAGACAGCAUAAAUAGGACGCAUUGGACAUGGUUUCACAUGUAAGGUUUAAACCUUAGGGUGCCUAAACGUAUAUGAACAUUGUGUUGAGCACCCUACAGCUGUGCCUCCUAAUGAUUUACUUAUAUUUUCUCCUUAGUGAUUGUAUCAAUGACAUGCCAAAUGUUAUUACACAUCACAUUGAAAACAAUUUGAUUAUGGUUAUUAGUCUUAGAAAUGCUUCAAAUUCUUUUUAUGUGUCAGAAUGCAAGAAAAUGAAUUAGAUUAAUUAGAUUAAGUAUGUGUAUAGCAGUGGCUCAAUGGCAGCUAUGUGCACAAUUUGUUUAAAUAUAGAAGGUUGUACUAAAUUGCUGUUUAAAAAAUGCAGGUUUUAGCUGAAAUGUUAGAAUUCAUUUUGGCAUAAUCCACUCGUUACAACAUAUGCAGUGCCUUCUACUUCGAUUAAUUAAAAUCUUUAGUUGAUUAUUCAUUUGUUAUAUUAGUUGAUUAUAUUUGUUAUAUAUGUAAUUCAUACAGUAGCAGGUUACAAAAAGAACAAA
Messenger RNA from Lepisosteus oculatus (spotted gar), 1915 nucleotides. NCBI's taxonomy places the organism in Eukaryota, Metazoa, Chordata, Actinopteri, Semionotiformes, Lepisosteidae. The record is from RefSeq and is a predicted model, not a curated record.